AUGUCCGCCCCGUCCUCCUCGGCUCUUCGCCUGCUUGUGCAGCGCCACCCUUCGCAUCCGCUCGCCAAGCUCCCCACCCGCGGCUCGGCCCUGGCUGCCGGCUACGACCUCUAUUCGUCCGAAAAGGUGGUCCUCCCGCGUGGCGGGCGGAAGGUCGUACAGACCGGCAUCUGCCUCGCCAUCCCGGCGGGUCACUACGGGCGUGUGGCGCCUCGCUCGGGUCUGGCGAGCAAGCACGGUAUCGAUACCGGCGCAGGUGUCAUCGAUGAGGACUACAGAGGACUGCUCGGCGUGCUUUUGUUCAACUUUGGCGAUUCGGACUUUACAAUCAACGAGGGAGACAGGAUCGCCCAGCUGAUCAUCGAAAAGAUCUCGACGCCCGAGGUGCAAGAGGUCGAGAGCCUCGAUGAGACCUUACGCGGCGAAGGCGGGUUUGGAUCGACGGGUGGAUUCGGAGCCGCUGGUGCGAAGGACGCCACUGCUGCUGCCGUCGCUGCGGAUCUGCCCGCCGAGGUCGGAUCCAAGUCGUCCUAG
Kalmanozyma brasiliensis GHG001 is the source of this 534-nucleotide messenger RNA. RefSeq names its product DeoxyUTP pyrophosphatase. Gene Ontology annotation, molecular function: dUTP diphosphatase activity; magnesium ion binding. Gene Ontology annotation, biological process: dUMP biosynthetic process; dUTP catabolic process. The transcript is spliced from 2 exons. The coding region runs from base 1 to 534 and encodes 177 amino acids. Lineage: Eukaryota; Fungi; Basidiomycota; Ustilaginomycetes; Ustilaginales. The record is from RefSeq and is a predicted model, not a curated record.